Dichomitus squalens LYAD-421 SS1 is the source of this 477-nucleotide messenger RNA. RefSeq lists its product as uncharacterized. Bases 1 to 477 code for a protein of 158 amino acids. The transcript is spliced from 2 exons. NCBI's taxonomy places the organism in Eukaryota, Fungi, Basidiomycota, Agaricomycetes, Polyporales, Polyporaceae. The record is from RefSeq and is a predicted model, not a curated record.
AUGCUCGUACUCCACCCCAACUCCCGCUGCGACGUCUGCCUCGAAGGUUACUAUGGUCCUCGGGAUCCUAUCGCCAUCACUUGCGGGCACAUCCUUUGUCAAUGGUGCCUGCAGUCAUUGCCGAAGCUCCAGUGCCCCCUAUGUAGGCACACUUACAACCCAGCUGAUGCCAGGAAACUGCACGUCGACAAGUCUGCCGUCCCUCCAUGUACGCCGGCGAUAUCCUCGCAUGAUCUGGACACCUCCCAGGCUAGUCGUCUCCAGUCAUCCAUCACGAGGGUCACUCUCGAGGGCGCAUCCCGGCCAGAGCUAGAAGAGCUUCUGCAAGAUUGCCACGAUUGGCUGGACGGGCAGCCACAGGAUCAGGUACGUCAUUUCAACGUCUCAUCUGCUGUUGGCGAAGCUGACGUUCCCGCAGUUCAGGGAUCUCCGUGCGGCCCGCCACCUCUUGUACCACAACUCCCGGUACCAGGCUAA